AUGGGAGCCAACAGCACGCGGAGACCCAUGCGAAGCGUCUAUGGCUGCUUCAGUGAGUGCACGGCAGUGAUAUUAGAGCAGACACGGCCCCAGCAGGUAAAACAUACAGGGAAGGGCAGGCGUAAGGUGAGUCAAAGAACAGGCUGCACAGAUCUGAAAGGACACGGAGGCUCAGAGGACACGGGAGAACAACCUAUAGAGCCCACGGAUCCACAUGCGAAAAACAUUCAACUGUAG
Molecule: messenger RNA, 237 nt
Organism: Knipowitschia caucasica
Lineage: Eukaryota; Metazoa; Chordata; Actinopteri; Gobiiformes; Gobiidae
Source: the annotation of a GenBank genome assembly